Erpetoichthys calabaricus (reedfish) is the source of this 666-nucleotide messenger RNA. RefSeq lists its product as uncharacterized. The transcript has 4 exons. The coding region runs from base 1 to 666 and encodes 221 amino acids. The record is from RefSeq and is a predicted model, not a curated record. NCBI's taxonomy places the organism in Eukaryota, Metazoa, Chordata, Cladistia, Polypteriformes, Polypteridae.
AUGUCAAAUGAGAUGGAGCAGGUGAAGACCACCCUGAAUCUGGCCACUCACACUGCUGACCUGAGUGACCGCUUUGAUGGGCUCAAGUUCUGCCGGUUCUCCCCGCUCUUUGCCUCUCAUGUCGGCCAACUCCUCACAGAGUGGGCUGUAAGCGGCCAUGUUGCCCACCCAGUCCUGGACGAGCUCUUGGUGUUUGGUCUUCUCUCCAUCCGCCACGUCCUCAUCGCCCUUCUCCCGUCAUUUCUCAUCCAGGGCUUCACCCUGGACCACCAGCCCCUGAGCCCCUCUUACAAAGGCAGUGCUGCUCUCAUGUGGCUUUGGACUCCGCCUCCAACCUCCAUGGGAGCUCCGCCCCAAACUCCUCAGAGCACUCCACCUCUGAUUCAACAGACGACUCCACCUCCAAAUACCAUGGGAGCUCCGCCCCAAACUCUGCAGAGCACUCCACCUCUGAUUCAACAGACGACUCCGCCUCCAAAUACCAUGGGAGCUCCGCCCCAAACUCCGCAGAGCACUCCACCUCUGACUCAACAGAUGACUCCGCCUCUAACCACCAUGGGAGCUCCGCCCCCAAACUCCACCUCCCAUCCCAUUCUGAUUCCUACAAUCACAGGGAUCUCCCCAGCAGGGGGAGCUCCACCUCCAACCUCCAUACUUGUGACUUAA